Messenger RNA from Triticum dicoccoides, 1121 nucleotides. RefSeq lists its product as uncharacterized. The record is from RefSeq and is a predicted model, not a curated record. Bases 1 to 1047 code for a protein of 348 amino acids. The transcript has a single exon. Lineage: Eukaryota; Viridiplantae; Streptophyta; Magnoliopsida; Poales; Poaceae.
AUGAGAAGACCCCUCUUUGAGCGUAUUGUCCAUGCAUUGGGCGAGUGGUCUCCAGAGUUCACACAAAGGAGAGAUGCUCUUGACCGUGAAGGUCUCUCUCCUUUGCAGAAAUGUACAUCGGCUAUUCGUCAAUUGGCAUAUGGUACUCCGGCGGACAUUCUCGAUGAGUACCUCAAGAUUGCCGAGUGCACUUCAGUUAAGUGCUUGAAGCUGUUUGUACAAGGGGUGAUUCACAUAUUCGGUGAUGAGUAUAUGCGAAGACCCAAUGUUGAUGAUGUGCAACGCUUACUUGAUAAUGGCGAGAGUCGUGGGUUUCCAGGCAUGCUAGGAAGCCUCGAUUGUAUGCACUGGCAAUGGGAGAGAUGUCCCAUGGCUUGGAAGGGUCAAUUCACCCGUGGUGAUAAAGGCGUUCCCACUCUUAUUCUAGAGGCAGUUGCUUCACAUAAUCUUUGGAUAUGGCAUGCUUUCUUUGGUGUUGCUGGAUCAAACAACGAUAUCAAUGUGCUUAAUCAGUCGAAGUUGUUUGUUGAGCAACUGAAAGGGCAAGCUCCUCAGGUGAGCUAUCGUGUCAACGAUAAGGAGUACCAACAUGGAUAUUACCUCGUGGAUGGAAUAUACCCCGAGUGGGCGGCAUUCAUGAAGUCAAUACCGAUGGCACAAACUGAAAAGCACAAGUUAUUUGCCGCAUGUCAAGAAUCGGUAAGGAAGGAUGUGGAACGCGCAUUUGGUGUGCUCCAGGCACGCUGGACCAUUCUACGCCGUCCGACACGUUUAUAUGAACGGGGCGAUAUCCACAAUAUUAUGACAGCUUGCAUCAUUCUACACAACAUGAUAGUCGAGGACGAAAAAGAAGAGGCGAGCAAUAUUGUUGAUUUGAAUGAGGAAGCAGGCUCAUCUAUUGCCUUUCCAUCGAUAUUUGUUCACGGUGACAUGCCUGUAUUUGCCGAGGUACUGGAAAGAGAUGCUAGAAUCCAGGAUCGUCCAAGACAUAGAGCUCUAAAAAAUGAUUUGAUUGAGCAUAUUUGGAAAAAGUUUAGGACGCGGUAGAUUAUUUCCGUGUCUUGAUCCAUGUAAUGCUAAAUAUGUUUUAUAUAUUUUAAUAUUAUUAUAUUGGCACUUUA